AUGUAUUUUUCUCUCCAACUCACACAAAGUCAAAAAGACUAUAGCUAUCAUUUUGAUCAUCACCAAAAACUUUUGUUCAAUCAUUUUCGUUACACAAUGACAGAGAGCAUUCUCCGCCACACCAGCGUGUUCUUAUCUGAAAUCCUUGCGCAUUCUGAGGUCCGUCACCGUCUAUUCUCACUCUUUCAUCAAUCUGCUGAUCAAUGUGUUGUAAUUGAAACUAUAGAAAAUGCAGCUUCUACUUCCAAUUACUCCUCUCUCAAACUAGCUGCUGAAAAUAUCCUUGUUUCAUUAGAAUACUCUGAAAACACAUUUUCUUCCUUUUUGUUAUCUCUCGUUUAUACUCUUCUGCAUAAGCCCGUAGAUGCUGCUCUUAGUCUUCUUCAUGUGUUUUACACUGAUCCUUUCAUUGCAAGAGUGGAAAUUGCACCUCUUGUUUUUGAACAAUUGUUUCUCAUUCAUUUUGUUCCUAUUCUUCACUGGUACAAUCACCAAAGGUCAACAAUUAUGCCAUUGCUUUCGGAACCUACCAAAUCUUUGUCAACUAUGAGCAGAGAGCAAGCCUCUCAGUUGAAAGUUUGGAGAACGAGUACGAGGAAAUUCUUGAUGAGAACUGUAAGGUUUUUGCUACAUAUUUCAACGACGUUUUGCUAGCCAAAAGUCAAGACAAGUUUAUUGAU
This is a messenger RNA of Solanum pennellii, 680 nucleotides long. RefSeq lists its product as uncharacterized. The record is from RefSeq and is a predicted model, not a curated record. Lineage: Eukaryota; Viridiplantae; Streptophyta; Magnoliopsida; Solanales; Solanaceae. The transcript has a single exon. The coding region runs from base 1 to 654 and encodes 217 amino acids.